Messenger RNA from Saprolegnia diclina VS20, 2986 nucleotides. RefSeq lists its product as hypothetical. The transcript is spliced from 14 exons. The record is from RefSeq and is a predicted model, not a curated record. Gene Ontology annotation, molecular function: protein binding. Bases 1 to 2928 code for a protein of 975 amino acids. NCBI's taxonomy places the organism in Eukaryota, Oomycota, Saprolegniomycetes, Saprolegniales, Saprolegniaceae.
AUGGCAGCGACCUUCACCAGCACGAUCCUCGGCCAGCCCGAGAUCGCGUCCAUCGUCUUUGGGUUGCAGUUUGGCAUCUACGAAGACGUUCGCCCGGCCUUCCGCGCUUGCAGCGAGCUCGUCGAGUUUGUCGCUGAGCCGGACAAUGAAGAAUACGAGUGCGACGUGUCCUUUCCGCAGGCGUUUGCACCCAAUGCCGAGUGGCCGUACAACCACGGGACGUUUGACCCGCAAAAGUACGCUCUGCACUGCCACGAGCGAGACGACCGCUUCCCGCUGCACAUGGCGAUCGCCGUGGGCUGUUUGGAGCUGACCAAGCGCAUCCUCCAGUGCCGACCGGACCUCGCCUCGGAGGACGCGAUUCGUUUGGCCCUUGGAGAGAACCGCCUCGAGAUUGCCGACUUCUUGCUGGCGCGGCGGGCGACGCUGCCGCAGCUCUAUCGACGCGUCAACUACGACGCCGCGGACGUCUCUCGAGGCCCGAGUGUUAUGACGUCGGAACUUUUGGCGCAAGCAGAUUCGAGAGGCGUCGAGCUGCUUCGGCGCUUUGGCCUGCCCCGCGACGACGACUUCUACCACGACAUAGUGCACGCGGUCUACGAUGCGACGCUCGAGAACACGACGCUCGCCCUCGACGCGUUUCCAUGGCUCCACUGCCCAGCUAUCUUGAACGCUGUCGCGGCGCGAGGGUUCUUGCCGCUCGUGCAGUCGCUCCACGAACGCGGUGUCAACGGCUCGGUCAAUGCGAUGGACAACGCCGCCACCAACGGCCAUUUGCCGGUCGUUCGCUUUCUCCAUGAGCAUCGAACCGAAGGCUGCACGACCAAGGCGCUCAGCGGCGCCAUUUCCAACGGCCACCUUGACGUUGUCCGCUUCUUGAUCGAGCACCGAUCCGAAGGGGCGUCGCGCAACAUCCUCGACCGCGCUGCUGCCAACGGCCACCUUGACGUCGUCAAGUACCUCCAUUCUCUUGGCACAUUUGGCUGUACCGUCGCCGCCGUCGACCAAGCUGCUUUUGGUGGUCAUCGGAACGUCGUCGCGUUUCUCUUGACGCACCGAAGCGAAGGCUGCAGUCGCAACGGUGUGGUCGAGAAGGCUCUCAACGGCGGCCAUUUGCGCACGGCAGAGUACCUCCUCUCGCUCGGCUUUCCGUUUCCGAGUGGGGAAGUAGACUUCGACCCUCGCAUCUACGACAAAGCCGAGAUGAUGGGUCUUUUCCGACUCGUCAUGGACCACGGCCAGCCGUGGCGCGAAGCCUGGGUGGAAAAUGCGUGCACCAAGAACAACGUGCCUCUGGUGACAUUUCUCCUCAAGCACCGAGACGCUCGCGCUUGCCCCGGAGCGCUCGCGACUGCGAUCGUCGCACAAGCGAUGGACGUUGUGCGUUAUCUCUUGGCCAACUGCACGACGCAUGUUUCGCCAGUUGCGCUUUUGUGGGCGUUGGGCCCUGGCAGCCGCGAUCUUUUGUCGCAGAUGCUGCGGCGUCACCCCGAGCUCCGGAACGACGAGCUGCUUCGUCGGGCUUCGAGCUACUUCAGCACGGAGGCAAUGCGCUACCUCCUCCCUGCCGGCAUUGGCAAGCCGCGCGAGUGCCUUGUCGAGGUUGCAGGUCGUCGACGGCACGUGACGGCAAGCAAGCUCUUGCUGCCGUACUGCAUGAAGGCGACCAACCACCUCGACAACGUCAUCUUUCUUCUGGAGCUUUUGGCGCUGCCCGACAUUUGCCGUGCGACGACGCUCCGGUUGAUCACGCCCGAGCUCACCCAAGGGCUGUCGCCGCGCCGCCGGGAGCGGCUCCUGCGCGUGCUCAAGCGCGAGCAGCAGGCGCAUCGCGUGCCCGUGCUUGGCGACGUAGUGCGAAAGGCCAAGGGUUCGAGCCCGGCGACGCCCAAGGCCGAGCUUCGCAUUCACAAGGUGCUGCAGAGUCGAGAGUCGCGGACACCAGUCGUCGCACCGUCGAGCUGCAACCAGUACCAACAAGACCUCGAGGACGAAGACGCUCGCGUCCACGCCCACGAAGCCUUUACGCUACAAGAGAGGAAGGCCCGGCAACGAUCGUACAGCAGCGCCCUCAUCGAGCAGAUGCAUGCCAAGCUACAACUCCAAGACGCCGACGCCGUCGACAACCGACUCUACGCCGAGCAUCUCGCGUGGGAAGGCGUUCAAACCGACGUCUACGAGAAGGCCAAAGCAGACGCUGAGCGCAAGGCGACGACCGAGGUGCACGCAGCGCACCGGGCGACAGCCGACCAAGCCAAGCGGUGGCAGGCCGUGCAGGACCUUCUUCAGCGCUUUAACGAUCGCAUGCUCCUCUUGCCACCGGCCGAGGCACGGCGUACGUUUGACGACGCGUCGCGAGAGCUCCACCGCGUCUGUGCGAGCGUCUUUGCCUCGAAGCACAAGGACGAGUGGCUUGCUGUCGAGCACUGCCUCGCUCGCAAACUGCCACGUAUUUUGCACGAAAUUCAAAUGAACGAGGAGCAAGAGCUCCAGGCGGCGGAGCUCGCUGCGGCCAAGGCGACCCAAGUCCGACUCGUCAAAGAGAGUCAGAGAAGCCAGAUCGAGCGACGCGCGACGCUCCGGCGCGACCGCCGACACGAAGAGGUAGUCGGCUUUGCGUGCUACUGCGCGCAAGACAAGGCCACGCUCGACGCCCACGUCGCCGCCGUGCAGGAAACGCGGCAGGCGCGGCAGCAGCAGCACCAAGCGGCCUUACGGGCGCAAAUUCUCGCACGGGACGAGCUACGCACGCUCGACCGGCCGUUCCAGCGGCGACCAAAAGGCCCUGUGGCAAAACGCGAGACCAGUCGUCCGCCGUUUUGGGUCGACCCGGAAGGUCCUUUGUCCCCACCGACACCCGCCGUCAAGCAUUCGUUUCCCGCAAAGACCGAUCAUUUUGGCCGUAAAAAGUGCUCUUGGUACGACUAGUCGAGUCGAAUAAAUGACAACUAUUGUACAUAAUACAAGGCUAACUAGAAAUGAGUGA